CACACCUUCUGCGUGCAUCGAUCCACAGACCUGCUGCGUGCGAAGCCACCAGUUCAGUUUUUUUUUCUCUUUAGAUCUCAAGUCUUACGAAGUCCUGAAAGCCAUGGGUUUAAUGCUUCGCUUCCUGCUGCUAUCAGUGUUUGCCCUGUUGAGUGUGGCUGUAAAAGCUACAGAGUUCCACCACACCAAGAUUUCAAGGACUACCACAAGUGGUUACGGCGGAAGGCUAUUGCGUACGGACGCGAUGAACGAUGACGAAUCGAGAGGUCUAACGAUGCCCAUCGGUUUGAGAAUCAAGUCUUGGAUUAAGAAGGGAAAGCCUGACGAGUACGUCAUGAACAAGCUAAAACUCACUGGGCUGAUAGGAAGAGCUCUGACAGAAGACCCGAACUUCAAGUACUUCCAGAAAUUUAAGGUCGAUGGUUGGCUCAAGAAAGAAGCUAGUACUACGACAGCCUGGGACGAUCUUGACAUCGCUCUUGGCGAAGUGACCAAGGUGGACACGUUCAGAAUAUAUGAGCAGUAUAUUACGGAGUUGAACAAGAAGGCAGAGAACAUUCAUUGGGACCAGUGGUCGAACCUUUUUGGUGGGGGGUCCGAAACAGAAUUGGUGGCCAAAGUGUUGAUAUUGAAGAAAUUGGGGAGAACAAAUGCUUUCGAUAUAGGCAACAUGGUGGGUCUACUCGCAUACAGCAGACAAUUUGAAGAGAUUUAA
Phytophthora nicotianae INRA-310 is the source of this 715-nucleotide messenger RNA. RefSeq lists its product as hypothetical. The transcript has a single exon. The record is from RefSeq and is a predicted model, not a curated record. The coding region runs from base 104 to 715 and encodes 203 amino acids. NCBI's taxonomy places the organism in Eukaryota, Oomycota, Peronosporomycetes, Peronosporales, Peronosporaceae.